This is a messenger RNA of Plenodomus lingam JN3, 321 nucleotides long. The record is from RefSeq and is a predicted model, not a curated record. NCBI's taxonomy places the organism in Eukaryota, Fungi, Ascomycota, Dothideomycetes, Pleosporales, Leptosphaeriaceae.
AUGGAGGGAGCCACCGUAAUCGAUGUUGGCGGAGACAGUUGUGCCACAGCGGCUACGCUGGCAACAGCAUAUCCUAUGCUCCUAUGUCGAAACACUUCCCAAAAGCAUUUCAGAAGGAUCGAUCUGCAAAAGCAUAACAUGUUCAAAGAGCAACCGGUCAAGGGCGCUGAGAUAUAUCUUUUGAGAACCAUUAUCCACGAUUGGCCAGAUGAAGAGGCGAUAUCCAUCCUUCGCCGUCUAGUAGCUGCAAUGGAACCUCAUAGUCACCUUGUAAUCAUGGAUGUGGUCCUUCCAGUUCCAGAAAUCGAGUCCCCGCACUAA